AUGUCGAAGAGCAGCACAGGAGUCAUAACCUGCAAAGCAGCCUUGUGCAGAGGAAUGGGCGAGCCAAUAAAGUUAGAAGAGAUAGAGAUACAGCCACCAAAAGCUUCAGAAGUUAGAGUAAAGAUGCUAUACGCCAGCCUCUGUCACACAGACAUUCUGUGUGCCAACGGAUACCCAAUCCCGGUGUACCCUAGAGCGCUAGGACACGAAAGUGUUGGCGUGGUGGAGCGUGUUGGCGAUGGAGUAACCGAGCUCAAAGAGGGGGACCUCGUCAUCCCAACCUUCCUGGGAGAAUGCGGGGAGUGUGGGAAUUGCAGGUCAGGAGUGACUAAUGUGUGCACAACAUACCCUUGGCCUGCCACAGGCCUAAUGCCCGACAACACGUCAAGAAUGUCUGUCGGAGGGCAAAAGCUCUACCACCUCUUUAGCUGCUCCACAUGGUCAGAGUACGCAGUUAUUGACAUCAACUAUGUCGUCAAGAUUAAUUCGAGCAUGCCUCUAACACACGCUAGCUUAAUCUCCUGCGGAUUCACAACCGGAUUGGGAGGGCCUUGGAAGCAAUGCAGGGUCGAAAAGGGCUCAACGGUGGCUGUGUUUGGGCUUGGCGCUGUGGGACUAGGCGCGUUGGAAGGGGCUCGAAUGCAAGGAGCAGCAAGAAUCAUUGGCAUUGAUAAAAAUGAGAAAAGAGCUGAGAAAGGCCGAGUUUUCGGGAUGACUGAUUUCAUCAACCCGACUAAAUAUGAUAAAUCUGUUUCGGGAGUGAUAAGAGACAUGACGGAGGGAAUGGGGGUGGAUUAUUGCAUCGAGUGCACCGGAGUUGUGCCGGAGGUGAAAGAGGCUCUUGAAGCGGUUAAGACUGGGAGAGGAACAAUGGUGGCAAUUGGUGCAGGGAAUGAUGAUAUGCAGCUACCUUUUCCUAGCUUGUUGCUUGGUAGGACCGUGAAGGGUUCCAUUUUUGGAGGGGUAAAAACUAAGUCUGAUUUACCAGUUAUAGCUGACAAAUGUGUAAAUAAGGAGAUCAAAUUGGAUGAGCUUUUGACUCAUGAAAUCUCUCUGGACGAAGUAGGCAGAGCAUCUGAGCUGUUGAUGCAACCGGAUUGUAUCAAAGUAAUAAUCAAGAUCUGAGUGUUUUUAGCAAUAAUUAUUAAAGAUUGUAUUGUAUAUGAAUGCAAUUAAAACAUUUUCACAAAAGAUGAAGAACAAAAAAAAAAAAAAAAAAAAAAAAAAAAAAUGAUGUUAGCAAAAUAUUUGGUGGGUGCAAUAAUUGUAUAAAUGACCAAAUUGAUUAAGCAUCUUCGGCUUAGUGGAUUUGGAUCUCUCCAACGUUAGAGAGGGUUGUGUAGUUCAUCAAGAGUGGAGAUUGCAUUAUCAGGUUAUGAGAGUUGACCAUUUAGGUUUUACCUGGUGGUUUAAUCUUUGCCCUAGAUGAAAUAAAGGUCUCCCUCAAUGAAGAUGAUCGAUCGUUCAUUGAAAAUUAAAGAAGGUAAUAAUAUCCAAUAAACAUUAAAGUAGAAGGUUUAAUUAUGUUGUCCAUUAAGAAUUUUAUGAUGUUAGGGAGAAACAGAUAAAAAUAUAGAGAGCUUAAUGAGGAUAGAGAUUUUGAGGUUUAGUAAAAAAUUUUAAGUUCCGGAAUAGGUUAUUGUUGAAUGUUGAUCAUUUGUCUUUUUUAUCAUAUGGCCAAUUGGGUCACU
Molecule: messenger RNA, 1691 nt
Organism: Cornus florida
Lineage: Eukaryota; Viridiplantae; Streptophyta; Magnoliopsida; Cornales; Cornaceae
Product: alcohol dehydrogenase 1-like
Exons: 1
Coding region: 1-1125 (374 amino acids)
Biological process (GO): formaldehyde catabolic process
Cellular component (GO): cytosol
Molecular function (GO): S-(hydroxymethyl)glutathione dehydrogenase [NAD(P)+] activity; zinc ion binding
Source: RefSeq, a predicted model, not a curated record